This is a messenger RNA of Aplysia californica (California sea hare), 2349 nucleotides long. RefSeq names its product myb-like protein I. Lineage: Eukaryota; Metazoa; Mollusca; Gastropoda; Aplysiida; Aplysiidae. The coding region runs from base 155 to 1627 and encodes 490 amino acids. The transcript has 3 exons. The record is from RefSeq and is a predicted model, not a curated record. Gene Ontology annotation, molecular function: DNA-binding transcription factor activity. Gene Ontology annotation, biological process: regulation of DNA-templated transcription.
AGCGCGCAGGCUCAGCUGAAUAUUAUUUUUAUCCCACGCAGCCGGUGCGGCUUGAGAGGAGUACCGAAAGUCAUUUUGUUACAGUGUUUUGGGACUGAUAGUCCAGUAUUUGCCCAUCUCACCGAACGAGGAGUUUGUUGUAUCACCAGCAACCAUGGUUAGGGUGAUUAGUCAAAACUUUAGCCCCCCGAGGAGCCGACACAGCUCUGGAGAGACGGACUGGGACCUCGCCGAACGGACCAAACUAGCUCUUUCAUCGCUCGGAGCGAAACGAUUUGAACCUGCUGAAUAUGAAUCUUCAAGUGAUUCUUUUUGGGAUUCAGAGUUCGACGGAGAACACUGUGAGUCACAUUUGUCGGAGGCGAGCUGCGAACAGGCUGACAUUAACGGCAACGAUUCCUUCGAAAAGUCGGAUGUACAAAGUAAACGCAAAGAACGCCGCCGGGAGAGGAACAAGCUCUCUGCACAAGCAUACAGAAAGCGGAGAAGGAACCAGAACGCCAAAGAACAAGAGCAAUUGCUAAGCCUUGAAGCAGAGAACAGACGACUGCAGAAAUUGGUGGACACACUGGAGAAGAAGAAGGAGCAGACGAGGCAGUAUCUGCGGGGCUGUUCUGUGUCCAUGCCAGAUGUAUUGACCACUCUUGGGGCUGAAGGCGGAGACAAAUGCUGCGGAGAGACACAUCGUGCAUCAAAAGAGUCCACAUCUGCGGCAGCUGCAGCACAGCUGGACCGCUGUCGUAUGACACACCCCCGCGAGUCGAAAACAACACAGCACAAGCAGUACUCUCUCAGCGCAUGUCCUCCUCCCCAACAGCCACAUGAAAUCCUCAUGCCCAACUCAUCCCCUGUCAAUGCGAAUGUUGCUGCUGCAGCUGCUGUUAAGUCUCCCUCGACAAAUUCUAAUGAGAAUAGCAACAAUGUGUCCAAAUUUAAUUUGUUCCCUGCCCAGCUUUUGACGACAGAUUCCCUGACAAAGCCUGCUCAGACAUCUCAGUCACAGAUCUUUCUCCAGGCGCACGCCUUGAUUGGUACUGCAGUCACCCCACAAGAUGGUGCAAACUUCUCAGCUUGUGCUAUCCCAGCCUACGUCGCUGUGCCCGUGGAGAACACCACCCAAUAUUUUGCAAACACAAACAUGAACUGCAAUUUUCAAGUUCCACGCCCAUUGGAGUCCACAUCAGGAAAUUCUCCCGCAAAAAAUUUUGAGGAUGCCAAACUGGCUGCCUCAAGUCUCUUCAACCCCAACACAACCAUGUGCAACUCUCCAACAGUGAUGAACCCUGUUCAAAACAUUACUGCUGCUAGUCCUGUGGCUGUCCAGGCUAAUACUGUGGUCGGCCUUAUUCAAAUGGAAAUGUGCAAUAAUAACGCUGAUAAUAAUUUCACUGUGAAUAUGAAUAUUGAUAAUAAUGGCAAUAACAAUAAUAACUGUGAUAAUAAUUCAAAUAAUUGUGUCAGAAAAAAUCCUCCUUUCCCAGCUUUUAAUCUGAAUCUUAAUAAUUGUAAUGCAGAAAUCACUAGUACAAAUGUUGAGAAGUGUACCGAAAGAGCUGCUCGUGAUAGAAAUCCAAGUGAAUUGAUGCAGUGCUAUGGCACUCAACAUGAUCAGGCUAUGGCUAUGUAAAUGUCAGAAAGGUCACUGAUGCCUGAUGCUGUCACUUGGUGGCAAGUAAUUAGAUCUGAAUCCUCUUUUUUUAGGUGUUCGGAAAAAAGUUUUUCUUAAAAGAAAACCUGAUUUCUCUACUACCCCAUCUGAUUUAAAGUUCUACUUUUUUUUGGAGAGGAUUAUGAGAAAAUGUCUUAAUGAUUUUUGUCAUGGCAGGGACACUUCUUCUUCUUCUGAUGUCUUCUGCUGCUGCUUUGAUCAUGAAUCCUUGCACCUUUAUGUUCUGAGCUCUCUUAUUUUGUAAGGUUUGUUGCUUUCAGGUGCUGCCUGGCAACUGUGGUAUAGCAGUUACAUGCGUCACUGUGGUAUCCAGGAGACUUUAGUUUCAUUUUAGAGUGUGGAGAAUCUUUAUUGAGUAUUUGGGUCUUUCUUCUGGUUAAUCUAUUUUAUGAUCUCUCUGAGCCCAGGUUGGCUCUUGACAGGCAGGGUCAGAAGCUUGCCUUUUAAAUGAUCUAAAUUGUGUCGACGGGAACGAAAAAAAUACCUGUUAAAAAAAAUUUCAGGUGCUGAAGCAUUCAUGUGGCAACAGUCCUGUGUUGGGCAUUUAGUGAGAACGAACAAACAGUUUUGUCUAAUUAAAAAAUAAAUUUAAUGAAAAAAAUUAGAGAUUUUGUGCGAUAGAUGAUGCUGACAACAUGGGGGAUUAAUUAAGUCAUGAGUUUUUGAUGUGGUGACAUUAA